Spirometra erinaceieuropaei is the source of this 312-nucleotide messenger RNA. Lineage: Eukaryota; Metazoa; Platyhelminthes; Cestoda; Diphyllobothriidea; Diphyllobothriidae. The record is from the annotation of a GenBank genome assembly.
AUGGAAAUGAUGGAGUUUCUUGGCGUGUUUGGAGUAGACAGUCCAAGUCUGCGCUCCGUAGAGCAGUGUCGUAAGGACGACGGCCUUGUGCAUCUUCAGCUGGGUAUUCAGUUGGAGGCCGUGGCGACUCCAGACGGAGUUCCGCAGCCAGCCGAAGGCUUGGCGGACUUUGGAGGUCCGGUGGGCAACCUCAUCGUCGAUUCGGAUGCUGUUGGAAAGUGUGCUUCCGAGAUAGGCAAAAAUGUCCACGGUUUUGAGUUGGUGGCCGUCGGCAAUGAUUCGAGGAGGAGUGCAAUGUUGCGUGUUCGGUGA